UCACAAGGACUGGCGGGGCUAAAGUCGGGGUGGCGAGAACAUCACUGCUUGAAGCCAGUCCGUGAGAUCGCUCGCCUGGGAAGCUGCAGGGCAGGACAGUCACCUCCUGUUUACGCAAGCCCCGUGAGCCCGCGCACAGCCAGGCCGGCACUUCCCCUCCUGCCCUCGACCCCGGCUGAUCCGUGCUGAAUCGUCCGGACCCCCUCGGGACGUCUCCCACGGGACCCCGAGCCCCCACCCACCCACACCCCGGACACUGCAGCGAGAGGACCCGGGCGCCCGCCCCCGGGGAAGGAAACACUCUCACUAAAUGAGCCAGCCAACCUGUGCCGUCCCGGGGGUCAACGAGAGCUGGGUCAAUGAAACUGGAAGAUGCUCCUCCAACGUCACAUUUCAGGCCUCGCUAUACGCAGCCACCUACACCGUGGUCUUCAUCCCGGGGCUGCUGGCUAACAGCACGGCCCUGUGGGUCCUGUGCCGCUUCGUCCGCCAGAAGAACAAGGCGGUCAUCUUCAUGGUCAACCUGUCGAUGGCCGACCUGGCCCAUGUGCUGUCGCUACCCCUGCGCAUCUACUACUAUGUCAACCACCACUGGCCCUUCCCAUACUUGCUGUGCCUCCUGUGUUUCUACUUGAAAUACCUGAACAUGUAUGCCAGCAUCUGCUUCCUGGCCUGCAUCAGCCUACAGCGCUGCUUCUUCCUGGUGCACCCCAUGGGUGCCCGCAGCUGGAGGCGCCGCUACGACGUGGCCAUCAGCACCGCCAUCUGGGCCGUCGUGGGGACCAUCUGCCUGCUCUUCCCCCUCCAACGGUGCUUCAAGCCUGGCUGUUGCUUCGCCGACCUGGGCUACAAAGAAAUUAAGAACCAGCGGUCCGAGGCGGUGGCUGGGGCCGUGGCCAUGGUCACCGUGGCUGAGCUGGCGGGCUUUCUGGCCCCCACCUUCAUCAUCGGCUGGAGCACGUGGCAGAUCCGCACUUCCCUGCAGCAGCUGCCUGGCUACCCGAGCGCCCAAGAGAAGCACCGGGCCCUGAGGCUCGUAUACACCUGUGCGGCCGUGUUCGCCAUCUGCUUCACGCCCUACCAUCUCAACUUCUUCUUCUACUCCAUGACCAAAGUGAAGGCCAUCACCAACCCAGACAUCCGGAUCAGCUCUACCUACUUCCACCCGUUCACCCUGUGCCUGGCCAGCCUCUCCUGCUGCCUCAAUCCCAUCCUCUACUACUUCACCACGUCUGAGUUCCGUGAGCACCUAUCGCGUCAAAGUAGCUCCAACACCCACUCCCGCCUCAUGAGCGCCUCAUCUAACAGGGAGUGACCAGGGGUGGCCCAGUCUGGCCCAUCGGCUCAGUCUGGCCCGUAACCGGGCGGUCUGGCUUGUGUUGGCCACGGCUGGGGGUCCGCCCCGGUUGGCUUAGUCUAGCCCCCGUGUCAUGACAGUCUGGCUCGGGUCCCAGCAGAGUGGAGUGUUUGGGUUGGUUUGGAGGGGUAAAAGUUAGUUCUCAGUCCAUCUUGCCCUCCCCUCCCUCCUCCAAUCAAUCAACAGUAUUUAAUCCCUGGCUCUGGAAGGCCAGGGCUGUGGGCAGUGUGUCUCUGUCCAUUCCCAAGACUCCAGCGGAGGCCACCUUCAGCAUGGCUGUGGUCAGUGAGACAGCAUCCACGAGCAAGAGUAUGUAGACUGUAAAUUCCUUGUGUGCAGGCUGCUUAUUGUUGCAUUGUACUCGCCCAAGCUCUUAGUACAGUGCUCUGCACACAGUAAGUGCUCAAUAAAUAUGACCGAAUGAAUGGAUGAGAGUCACCGAGGGGGAACCCCUUAAUUGAUGCCCCAUUGUUCUUCUGCAAAUGUAGCAGGCAGCAUUCUCUGCUGCCACUUCCUCAGGUGACCACUGCUCAGAUAUUAUGAGAGUUGGCACAGGACCCAGAGAGGAUGCCCAUGUUUCCUUGCACUUCAGCCAAAGGGGGCAAGAUCUGUCCCACUGCCAGCAGAACGUGUGCCAAAUGUGUCGGCCACAGCGGUGAAGGUUUGCACUGGAUCAUCCACAUUCUUAUGCCCAGCGGCCGGCACAGUGAGACAGCUGGCAAGGAGGACGGGCAUGGCCUGUGGUGGCAGAACAGAAUCUAUCAGAGACUUUAGCAGCAGCAGAUGCCCUUGCCCCUUUUGUAAGCUACUGUGAGUCCUGAAAGUCUUGUAUUAGGCAAGUGUUUAGUUGGGACUUAAUAAAGCUUGUUAUUAUUGCAGCAUCCAGCAUGGCUGGGUGGAGGA
Messenger RNA from Ornithorhynchus anatinus (platypus), 2260 nucleotides. RefSeq names its product putative P2Y purinoceptor 10. Gene Ontology annotation, cellular component: membrane. Bases 311 to 1315 code for a protein of 334 amino acids. The transcript is spliced from 2 exons. Lineage: Eukaryota; Metazoa; Chordata; Mammalia; Monotremata; Ornithorhynchidae. Gene Ontology annotation, molecular function: G protein-coupled receptor activity. Gene Ontology annotation, biological process: positive regulation of Rho protein signal transduction; phospholipase C-activating G protein-coupled receptor signaling pathway. The record is from RefSeq and is a predicted model, not a curated record.